Messenger RNA from Vanrija pseudolonga, 627 nucleotides. RefSeq lists its product as uncharacterized. The record is from RefSeq and is a predicted model, not a curated record. Lineage: Eukaryota; Fungi; Basidiomycota; Tremellomycetes; Trichosporonales; Trichosporonaceae. The transcript is spliced from 2 exons. The coding region runs from base 1 to 627 and encodes 208 amino acids.
AUGAGCGGCACACUCACCUCGGGCGACUGCUACACCUCGACCGCGCUCGACACCCUCGACGCAUGCUGUACCCUCACCCUGGGGACCUUCACGAAUCAAACCUACGCCGACUACAACACGACCUAUCCCGGGGCGCUGUCCGCGGCGGAUGCCAACACCUCGUCUUAUAUUGGGCGGUGCGACUUUGACGACAACGGCAACCGGAUGUCCGACUGCCUGAAGCAGCGAGCCGGCGACCUCAAGGUCUGGUGCACCUAUGCCUCGGGCGCGCGGCACGUCGUGUCCACGCCUGCAUUGCUGCUCCUCGCCGUGCAGCAGAUCGAGUCGUGCUGCGCGGGCGCGAACGGCCUCUUCCUCAACCAGAACGCGAGCACGUUCCGCGCGACCAACCCGCAGGGCUAUGCGUGGUUCUCGGCCAACGGGACGACGGUCGGCGCAGACAUUGGCAGCUGCGUAGCGUACACGACGAGCGCGCCGGUGCUGCUCAACUGCGUAAAGGGCAACAUUAGCGACGAGCACAACUUCAAGUGCUCGUCGACUGUCGUCUCGGCCGCCGACCGACGGCUAUCCACACCGCUGCUCCUCACAUUAUUGGGGCUGGUCGCCGGUACCGUCCUGGCGCUGUGA